Molecule: messenger RNA, 2734 nt
Organism: Lacerta agilis (Sand lizard)
Lineage: Eukaryota; Metazoa; Chordata; Lepidosauria; Squamata; Lacertidae
Product: dimethylaniline monooxygenase [N-oxide-forming] 1-like
Exons: 9
Coding region: 254-1852 (532 amino acids)
Molecular function (GO): N,N-dimethylaniline monooxygenase activity; NADP binding; flavin adenine dinucleotide binding
Source: RefSeq, a predicted model, not a curated record
GAUGCUAGCCUGGUUCUUCUGAAAUCAGGUGGCACUCUGUCUGUGACAACAGGAUUACAUUGAACGCAUGCUCAGUUGAGACUAUUGACAUAGCUAGAUGUGGACUGUAGCAUCUUAAUGAUGACUCUGAGAACUUCAAAAGACAGCUAAGAGAGAGCCAACUGGUUUUUCCAUAUCCUCCUUGUCCUCCCCCACCCGGAGAAACCCAUAGCAAAGACUUCUGGAAGUGUGCACUGCUGUUUAACCAGAGACCAUGGCCAAGAAAGUAGCGAUUGUUGGGGCAGGAGUGAGUGGACUGACCUCCAUCAAAUGUUGCCUGGAUGAGGGGCUGGAGCCCACCUGCUUCGAGAAGAGCGAUGACAUUGGGGGUGUGUGGCGAUUCACGGAGGAUGUUGAGGAAGGAAGAGCCAGCCUCUACAGAUCAGUGGUCAGUAACACAUGUAAAGAGAUGUCGGCUUUUGCUGACUUUCCAUACCCAGAAGAUUUCCCUGUCUUUUUACCACAUGACAAGCUCCUGGAAUAUCUUAGGAUGUAUACAAAACAUUUUGAUCUUCAGAGGCACAUUCAGUUCAAGAGCACCGUGAUCAGCGUAAGGAAGUGCCCUGACUUCUCUGCCACCGGCCAGUGGGAUGUUGUCACGGAGACUGAUGGGAAACAGAAAUCCGCCAUCUUUGAUGCUGUCAUGGUUUGCAUUGGUUAUCUUGCCGUCCCCUCGUUGCCGCUCAAGUCCUUCCCUGGUCUAGAAAAGUUCAAGGGGCAGUAUUUCCACAGCCGCUACUACAAAAGCCCAGAGGUCUUCAAGGGUAAGAGAGUCCUUGUGAUUGGCAUGGGGAAUUCUGGAACCGACAUCGCCGUGGAAGCAACUCAGACAGCAAAAAAGGUGGUGCUCAGCACAGAAAGAGGCGCUUGGGUAAUAAGCCGUGUCUUUGACAAUGGCUACCCAUGGGACAUGGUGUUCCUAACUCGUUUUAUGAACAUUGUUCGAAACAUCCUCCCCGGGCGCUUCACAGGAUGGCUGAUUGAGAACCGAGUGAGCCAGUGGUUUAACCACGCGAACUAUGGCAUAAUUCCCAAGGACAGGAGGGUGAUGAGAGAGCCCUUGUUGAAUGAUGAGCUCCCGUCCUGCAUCAUCUCCGGGAAGAUCUCUGUUAGGCCCGAGGUGAAGGAGUUCAGAGAAAACGCCGUCGUGUUUGUGAACGCUCCUGGGGCAGAAGAAGUGGACGUCGUCGUCUUCGCCACGGGAUACAAAGCUUCUUUCCCUUUCAUCGACGAGUCGAUUGUCAAGGUGGAAAACCAGCAGGCUUCCUUGUACAAAUACAUCUUCCCCCCUCAGCUGGAGAAACCGACCCUCGCCUUCAUCGGCUUCCUCAGGCCAUUUGGAGCAGUGAUGCCUGUUGUGGAAACUCAGGCGCGCUGGGUCACACGCAUCUUUAAUGGCUUGUGUAAGUUGCCUUCAGUGACCGAAAUGAUGGAGGAGGUCAACGAAAAGAAGAAAAACAAGCUCAACUGGUUUGGCCUGUCCUAUGACGAGGUUUUGAAAACAGACUGCCUUGUAUACAUGGACCAACUUGCUUCCUUCAUUGGCAUAAAACCGAGUGUGCCAGCCUUCCUUCUCCAAGAUCCAGAACUGGCCCUGAAGAUCUUCUUCGGUCCCUGCUCCGCCUACCAAUUCCGCCUGACUGGACCAGGGAAGUGGGACGGAGCCAGAAACGCCAUCAUGACCCAGUGGGAGCGUACAGUGAAGCCCACAAGAAUCCGAGUGGUGGAAGACUCUGGAAAUUUCCUCACAUACCUGCUGAAAGUCCUUGCCGUCUUUGCUAUUUUUGUCGGGAUUUUCUUCAGUUUCAAUUAGUUCUGCCAGUUCUACAGCAUUAUUACCUGUACCUUUCCAGAAGUAUACGUUCUGCCUAUGUGAUACUUCACCUUGCAGAAGGAAGAAAAGAAGGAAUGGCCUUUUCUUAAGUACAUACUCAAAUCUAAAUUUGGAUAAUUUGACAUUUUCAUACCCGAGGGUUAGAAAAAUUAAAAUUAAAAUGGAAGCGCAAAUCUUUGACCCCUGAACAUGAAAAUGUGCUCUUGUUGGUGUGUGCAAUACACAAAGAAAUCUGCUCUACAUGCUUGGCUACUAUAAAUGCACAGAAUUAUUAUCAUUUGGACGUUCAUUCACUCUGUAAGACAUAGUGCUCUUUAUCAAAGUUAUGCUGCUACUUACAUUGAGGGCGUAAGAAGGCCCCUACUAGAGGAGAUCAAAAGUCCACGUAGUCCAGAAUCUGGUUUUCAACAGUGCCUCAGACACCUCUGGAAAGCCCACACUCAGGUCCCAAAGGCAGAUACCCUCCCGGUGGAUUGCUGCCUUCCCAGCAAAUGGUAUUUAUGCUGUCCCUGCGGUGAAGGUUUUCUUUAAGUAUUCUGCUCAAUAGUCCCAGGGUGCUUCCAGAGAACCUGUUUAUUGAAGAUUCAUUCUGAUCUAUUCGUAGGGAGAUUAGGCACCGUUAGCUAUUGAAUGAGCCUUCAUUCUGAUCUAUUAUUGCUAUUUUGAAGGAAGCUUCGAUGGUGUUACCUCAAAGCAAGCGUCACUGCACACUUUCCAGGGCAAUUCCCGGUCACUUUCCUUAUUGCAAAUAAGUUUGAUCUUUUGAGGAAGCAGGUACGUCGUGCAAGACUUCCCAAAUCAACUUUCACCCCGUGACCUGGAUUUGCCAGUAUGUGUUCGAAUCCCCCCCCCCCCGAAAAU